AAGGCUUUGUGGGGAUUGUAGACCAACUCCGUCCGGGUCAACUCUGUAGCUGCUCAACCUGGUAUGAGAUGUGAUGCUUUGGAGGAAAAUAAACGCGUUUUUGUGAGAGAAAAAAACAACAACAACAUGGAAAUUCACUUCCUGCCAAGUUUGCUGGUGUUGUCUUUCAUAGCCACCGCUUUCGGCGACGGUGGUGAGCUGACGUUAGUUCAGGAGUUGUCUUCCAAGCCGGCCCAGAAGCUAUCAAGAUACGGUUGGUAUGGCAACAUCAGGCUGACCAUGUUCCAUAUCCCGGACGACACCGUCGUCGCCCGCUGGCUGUUCACUGUGACCAGGGGCGGCGGUUUCAACUGUGGAACACACAACGUCACCAUGUACAUGCGUUGGGGAGCUCCUCCAGUCAUUGACCCAGUAGGACGGCUGUUUCCUAACAACACUGUGACAGCACCAGUCCUCUCGCUCAACCUGCCCAUGACAUCAUCACAAAGCAACACAACCUUUAACCUCUCUAACCCCGCCCCCGGAGACUGGUACCUGGCGGCUCACCUGCCCCGAGACGAUGGACGCAUCGAACACAAGGGAUUCCCGUCCUGCUCUUACCUCUUCCAGCCCCAGUUGUCAGUCAGGAGAGCAGUGGACACACCCAUCCUCCAGGCCACGCCCCUUACCCAGAGCGCCUCCCCCGGCAGACCUGCACGACUCAGGGUGUUUGUUCCAGAGUUCGUGUCGUCUCUCUCGGUGUCUGUGAGUGGCUGUACCUGGGAGGAGGGACUUGUGAACGGAGACUGUUCAUUGUCCCUCACGCUGGGCUCCUCCUCCCCCCAGGGGGGGCUUGUGAGGGUGAACUGUUCUCUGAUUGGCUGCUCGGCCGUUCUCCUCGCUCCCCCAUGGAAUACUUGGAUACGAGUCACCGUGGAUAGUUACCAUAGCAACCGAACCACAGCCUUCAGCAUCUCAGUCAACUACACAGUGGGUUGUAAGCCUCAGAGCGUGGGUAUGUCUGGAGACGAUUACAUUAACAGGCUCCAUGGCAACAGCAGCACGACAACAUCACCAGGCACCGGUUCUGUGGUUGCCGAGGCAGGUCGUCAUAACAACGUGUCGUCGGAGUGUGUGUGGAGUGUCCCGGUGCUCCGUGAGGAACUAGACGUUCUGUCUGUCCGGUUCUCUCCCAUUAAUGGACCUAAUGUAACAGUCACACACACACACCCCACGCUCCUCACCUACCCCCUCAACACACAGUCUACUGGAGGGACCUUGAACCUGGAGAUUACACUCAACACUACUAAUGCAACGUUAGGAAACAGCAGUGUGAUGGCCUGUCUCUCUUCCUGGGCUCCUGUCCUCGCACUCAACUACUCCCAUCCCUGUCACACAGGAUGGUUCUCAGCCGUUGGGUUGAGUGUGAACGUCAGUGUUCCUGGGACCGUCAUCAGACUUCCCUUCCCUCAAGCUGCUACCUGGUACCUCACCUUACAACUCUUCUGCAACAGUAGUGACUGUGGUAAUGUGACAGUAACACCACAGCUCCAUGUAUCAGCCUGUAUCGAGGACUGUGGGACCUAUGGAGAGUGUCGACUGUUGAGGUCCUUCAGCUAUCUCUACGCUGCCUGUGUCUGCAAAGCCGGUUGGAGUGGGUGGGGCUGUACUGAUGACAUCACAGCCCAGUCGUACGGUCGUCAGCUGACAGCAGUUCUACUGCUCACGCUCAGUAACCUCCUCUUCAUCCCGCCAAUCGUCAUCGCUGUCCGACGCUGUUACAUCACUGAGGCCUCUGUCUACCUAUUUACCAUGUUCUUCUCUACUUUCUACCAUGCAUGUGACCAGCCAGGUUUAACAGUGAUGUGUAUCAUGGAUUACGACACUCUCCAGUACUGUGACUUCCUGGGUUCAGUCUGUUCUAUCUGGGUCACUGUUCUCUGCAUGGCCCGAGUCAGAGACACAUUCAAACACAUGUUGUUCAUGCUCGGUACUCUGCUGAUAGCGAUGUCCAUGCAGCUGGACCGGAGAGGACUGUGGAACAUGCUGGGACCCAUCCUCUGUGCUGUACUGGCCAUGGUGACCUCCUGGGUGUAUCGAGGGCUGAAGAGGAAACAGUGCUACCCCCCCUCUUGGCGGCGUUGGGUACUGUUUCUCCUCCCAGGCCUGGCCUCAGCGCUGGUCGGUGUGUGUGUGUACGUGUUUGCUGAGACGGAGGACAACUACCUGUACACACACUCUCUAUGGCACGUCCUGGUUGCCUCUAGUGUGGUGUUCCUUCUGCCUCCCAGAGAGACAGACUCCAUGAACACCUGGAGCCCUGGAGUCUGUGGUUACACACUCUGUCACAGCACCAAGGAGGAACUAUAUACUGUCACUUGACCUCUGACCCUGGACCUGUGGAGACCAACACUGUCACAUAGGUUUAAGGCUGUGACCAUACCAGUAUUGACAGAUUUGUUUUCCAUGGCAAAAAUGAAUAUCUGAAACAGACAACUCUUUUGUCCUUUAAUAACCUGCUGGAUGUAAAAUCUAGUGUUUUAUAGCCUGGAAAAACAUUAAUGAAACAUAAUGAUGUUUAAUAACCCGCUGGAUGUAAAAUCUAGUGUUUUAUAGCCUGGAAAAACAUUAAUGAAAACAUAAUGAUGUUUAAUAAAUGCUGGAUGUAAAAAUCUAGUGUUUUAUAGCCUGGAAAAAAUGAAUGAAAACAUAAUGAUGUUUAAUACCCCGCUGGAUGUAAAAUCUAGUGUUUUAUAGCCUGGAAAAACAUUAAUGAAAACAUAAUGAUGUUUAAUAACCCGCUGGAUGUAAAAUCUAGUGUUUUAUAGCCUGGAAAAACAUUGAUAAAAACAUAAUGAUGUUUAAUAACCCGCUGGAUGUAAAAUCUAGUGUUUUAUAGCCUGGAAGAACAUUAAUGAAAACAUAAUGAUGUUUAAUAACGAGCUGGAUGUAAAAUCUAGUGUUUUAUAGCCUGGAAAAACAUGAAUGAAAACAUAAUGAUGUUUAAUAACCCGCUGAAUGUAAAAUCUAGUGUUUUAUAGCCUGGAAAAACAUUAAUAAAAACAUAAUGAUGUUUAAUAACCCGCUGGAUGUAAAAUCUAGUGUUUUAUAGCCUGGAAAAACAUUAAUGAAAACAUAAUGAUGUUUAAUAACCCGCUGGAUGUAAAAUCUAGUGUUUUAUAGCCUGGGAAAACAUUAAUGAAAACAUAAUGAUGUUUAAUAACCCGCUGGAUGUAAAAUCUAGUGUUUUAUAGCCUGGGAAAACAUUAAUGAAAACAUAAUGAUGUUUAAUAACCCGCUGGAUGUAAAAUCUAGUGUUUUAUAGUCUGGAAAAAUAUUAAUGAAAACAUAAUGAUGUUUCCAAUAUUAGUGCUGUUUUCCUAAAGAAGUUACAUCCUCUUGGUGUUUCCUUGAUACUAUGAAGUAAUACUGGUGUGGUCCCAGCUCUGCUCGCUGUGUGUGUGUGUAUAUAAUCCUGGUGUGGUCCCAGUAUGUAUAUAUAUAUAUGACAUAUAUUUCUGGUUAAGGAUAUGAAUGUUUUCAUAAUAAUAUAUUUAUAUGACAUCACUGCCUGCUAAUCCAUCAUGUCUUGCCCCUCCCUCUUCCUCCUUUCCUCCUCGUCCUCCUCUAGUUUAGAUUCACUACUAGAUAGAGGAGGACUGCUAGUAAAAUCAGGGGUGAGUGUAAUUAACUUGCAGAAACAGAAGUGUUUCGGGCCUCCAGAACCAGAACUGAACAGCCCUGAGUAAAGAAUAGUGCCAGAUUCUAGCAAUUAAGAUGUUUUUUCUCAUUGAUACAAUUUAUUUCUCUGUGUGUAGUUUUGAGGAGGUUAAAAGUUGUUUCACGAGUCAAUGCUAACUAGCAUUAGCAGAAUGAGUGGAAGUCUACCAGCACAGCUACAACCUGUAGACUGACGUUAUCUGUCUCGAUUCAAACACUGUAAUGGUAUAUUUACUCAAAGGAACCCUUUCCCUUGAGCAAGGCAGUUUACCCCCAACAACAACUGCUCCCUGGGUGCCGAUGUUGUGGACGUUGAUUAAGGCAGCCACCCCCCCGCACCUCUGAUUCAAAUGGGUUAAAUGCAUUCAGCCCCACCCCGCACCUCUGAUUCAAAUGGGUUAAAUGCAUUCAGCCCCCCCCGCACCUCUGAUUCAAAUGGGUUAAAUGCAUUCAGCCCCCCCGCACCUCUGAUUCAAAUGGGUUAAAUGCAUUCAGCCCCCCCCCCGCACCUCUGAUUCAAAUGGGUUAAAUGCAUUCAGCUGUACAACUGACUAGGGUUCCCUUUCCCACACCUCAAUGGGCCCUGUUCCAAUUCUAUAUCCUCCCUCCAUUCCUUACUCCCUUCCUUCUCCUUAAAGCACUUUAAUGACUAAUGACUAAGUGUAAUAAUGUAAUUUUAAUGACAUCUAAAUGUAAUUUGUGUAGAGGUCUUUCUCUGAAUGUGUAUUUUGAAACAAAUCAGAUGGUGUAUCCAGUGCCUCUCCACUCUCUGUUCUGCAAGACCAGUUCCACCAUUCUUCUUAUCCUCUGGUCAUACUGCUUUUAUUUCACAAUGAUAUUGAGUUAGAAUGAAGCAUUUUAAUGUUCUGGUGUUGGGUUAAUAAUAAUGUUUUUAUGUUCUGAAAGAGUUUUUGAUCCCUCAUGAUCACAUGUUAUGUUAAUGAGAUGUUAAUGUAAUGUUUCUGAUAUGGUAAAUAUAGGUACAUUUUCAUGGGA
Oncorhynchus masou masou (cherry salmon) is the source of this 4695-nucleotide messenger RNA. It is a transcript of the gene pgap6, whose product is annotated as post-glycosylphosphatidylinositol attachment to proteins 6. The transcript has 13 exons. The coding region runs from base 64 to 2361 and encodes 765 amino acids. The record is from RefSeq and is a predicted model, not a curated record. Lineage: Eukaryota; Metazoa; Chordata; Actinopteri; Salmoniformes; Salmonidae. Gene Ontology annotation, cellular component: membrane.